AGAGGAGACUGUUUUUGACCCUGUCCCUGAAUUUACAGCUGAGAGAACACGGCAACCCAGAAAACCAGGAGUGGAGGUUGACCCUGCGGGAGAAAGGGGUUCAUCAUGGCAGAUGACCUGAAGCGAUUCCUGUAUAAAAAAUUACCAAGUGUUGAAGGGCUCCAUGCUACUGUUGUGUCAGAUAGAGAUGGGGUGCUAGUUAUUACAGUGGCCAAUGAUAAUGCUCCAGAGCAUGCUUUGAGGCCUGGUUUCUUCUCUACUUUUGCCCUGGCAACAGACCAAGGAAGCAAACUUGGACUUUCAAAAAAUAAAAGUAUCAUCUGUUACUAUAACGCCUACCAGGUGGUUCAAUUCAAUCGUUUACCUUUGGUGGUGAGUUUCACGACCAGCAGCAAUGCCAAUACAGGAUUCAUUGUCAGCCUAGCAAAGGAACUCGCUCCAUUAUUUGACGAUCUGAGACAAGUUGUGGUAGUGCCAGCCAAAGGCAUUUUAUCUGCAGGACUGAAUGGCGCUACCCCAGAACAGGGUCCACGUGGUGCAGGGGCCUGGAAGACUUCAGGUUUUGAAUCCCAGCCGAGCACCUGGGAGACACAGGAGACUGUGGAUCGGGACAAGCGGCCGCCCUCGCUACUCUAUGAGGGCUGCCUGAACAGUGUGGUUUAA
Molecule: messenger RNA, 663 nt
Organism: Leopardus geoffroyi (Geoffroy's cat)
Lineage: Eukaryota; Metazoa; Chordata; Mammalia; Carnivora; Felidae
Product: ragulator complex protein LAMTOR3-like
Exons: 2
Coding region: 106-663 (185 amino acids)
Biological process (GO): cellular response to amino acid stimulus; positive regulation of TOR signaling
Cellular component (GO): Ragulator complex
Source: RefSeq, a predicted model, not a curated record